Molecule: messenger RNA, 2362 nt
Organism: Dacryopinax primogenitus
Lineage: Eukaryota; Fungi; Basidiomycota; Dacrymycetes; Dacrymycetales; Dacrymycetaceae
Exons: 9
Biological process (GO): positive regulation of transcription by RNA polymerase II
Cellular component (GO): nucleus
Molecular function (GO): ATP binding; ATP-dependent chromatin remodeler activity; DNA binding
Source: RefSeq, a predicted model, not a curated record
AUGUACCGAAAUGGCAUGAAUGCCAUAUUGGGUGAUGAGAUGGGUCUUGGAAAGACUCUUCAAACAUUAUCUCUCCUCGCAUACAUUAAGGAGAACGAUCUUGAAGCAGAUCCACAUAUCGUUAUCUGCCCAUUGUCUGUCAUUGCCGCCUGGGCGUCCGAGGCCGCUCACUGGGUGCCCUCUCUGAAGGUUGUGCGGUUCCAUGGAACCCAAGCCGAGCGUGAACGCCUCAAAGAAAUGAUCAAGCGAGGGCACGAGUUUGAUCUCUUCAUUACAACAUAUGAAUCUUAUAAGGCGGAGCACAAGUGGAUGAAGACACGCCGUUGGGAUUACUGCAUCCUUGACGAAGGCCAUCGAGUUAAGAAUGCUCAAUCCGAAACCACCAUGGCUCUAAGCGGUCUUGGGUGUGCUUUUCGUCUGAUAUUAACCGGAACACCAGUGCACAACAAUCUCGUCGAACUAUGGGCGUUGCUUCAUUGGCUUUAUCCUACGAUAUUUACCGUAGCAACGGAAGGACUGUUUCAAGACGCAUUCGACAUGACUCACGGGAAAUAUGACGUCAAACAUCUAGAGAGCGCCCAGAAGUUGCUUGAAGUCAUCAUGAUCAGACGAACAAAAGAUGCAGUUGAACUUUCUGUUCCACCAAGAGUGGAAAUGACCGUCUUCAUUCCUUUUACGGAGGCACAACGGUAUUGGACGUACAAGCUGCUCACAAGGUUGAGUGCUGCGGAUAUGCGCGAGAUAUUCAACACCUCCCUGAAGACCGAAGAUGGAGAUGAAAGUCAGGUGAACGAUACUCGUAAGCACUUUAAUGUAGUAAACCGGAUCGUUCUGAUUAGUAUCAAAGAAUAUGCGAGGUUGAUGAAUCUCCUCAUUCAGCUCCGGAUGUGCUGCGACCAUCCAUAUACUAUUCUUGGUGCCCAGCCUGAGCCAUACGAGCUUGGCGAACACAUAGUCAAUGCGUCGUCAAAAAUGAUGGUCGUGGACAAGUUGCUAAAAGAUGUCAUACCGAAAGGCGAACGCGUCUUGAUCUUCUCGCAAUGGGUCAGCGUGCUUGACCUGUUGGAGGACUUCAUGCAAUUACGCAAGUAUCGCUUUGCGAGAUUAGAUGGAAGCACAACUCGACCUCGGAGAGCGCUAGACAUACGGUUAUUCCAGCAGGAGCAAUCACCAUAUGAUGUAUACUUGAUCUCCACCAAGGCUGGCGGACUUGGCAUUAAUCUCACCAAAGCCACGCACGUCGUCAUGUUUGAUGGCGACUGGAAUCCUCAAAACGACCUUCAAGCGAUCGCAAGGGCACACCGCAUCGGCCAGACCAAGACGGUCAAUGUUUACCGACUGAUCUGUCGAGGCUCCGCAGAAGACCAAAUGCUGGAUCGAAUUCGGCGAAAGCUAUUCCUCUCCGUGAAGCUUAUGAGCAAUGGAGGGCCCUCAGCAGACAAUAAUGCUGCUGGUAUGAAGAAAGGCGAGCUGCUCUCCAUACUUCGGAACGGUAGCAGCGCGUUAGAGGAUCAGGCGGCUGGGAUGGAUUUCCAGCAAUUCAAGGCUGCGUCCAUUAGUGACAUACUACUUCAAAGCCGCCGAAAUCAAAAUGCACGUGAAGCCAAACUGAAGAAGGAGCUUGAUGGCGAGAAUAUGGAUGCAGGAAUGGAGGCGGAUGUUGCAGAGGAGGAGGGACGGCUUCUUGAUGGUGUCGCGGCUGUCCGAUGUCGCCUCUUCGAAGGACGAGAGUUGACGCCUAGGGCCAUCAAAUCGCUCGCCGAGCAGCCGCCGUCAUCGAAGAAACGGGCUCGUGCAAACCGUCUUGUUCUGGUUAACGGCAUCGAGACGAUCGUUGUAUCUCCAUCGGUCAUCACCAGCAUGCCCCCUAAAGCUCAGAAGGCGCCAGAGUUUGAGCAUGAAGAAUGGUGUAUUUAUUGUCAAGACGGUGGUGAACUUUACACGUGCGCUACUUGUCCUCGUGUUUUUCAUUCCGCCUGCCAUGGAGUGCCCGAUGACGUUGCGGCCCGUUCAUCACGCCUGCAAUGUCCUCAGCACAACUGCGCUGUGUGUUACCGAUCAACAGCUAAUGCGGGAGGCAUGCUCUUCCGGUGUGCGACCUGCUCCCAUGCGUUCUGCGAGGAUUGCCUGCCUGAGGGCGAGCUGGAUGCUAUCGGCGAUACAAUCCCCCAACUCGCUGGCCUCGGGUACACAAACCAGUCACUCGCGUUCUAUAUACGCUGCAACGACUGUAAAGUAGACCCCGUGAUCAAGUACGACGAGUAUGAAAACAAGUAUUGGGAAGAGGAGGAAGAGGAGGAAGUUGCCAAGAAAGAAGAAGAUGAAGAUGGCGUCGUCAAAGUCGAGGACGUCGACAGCGAUG